CGCAUCUGCAGCGUCUAUUUCUCUCUCUCUCCGUGCCGUCAGCCAUGCAACAAACCUACCCAACGGCUGGACCUACUCUGGCUGCUAUGUCGAUAACGUUGCUGACCGCGCGCUCAAGCGAGUGUUCCAGUCGGUGGAUGAUCAGAGCGCAGCGCAGUGUAUCAGUUACUGUUCGAGUUUGGGAUACGAUGUUGCUGGCACAGGUAUGUGUCAUUCACAUAAGGGGGAGGGUCGAGGGUGAAAGGAGAGGACAGGGGCUAAUGCAAGACAGAAUGGGGCCGCGAGUGCUUCUGCGACUGGGAGAUCAACGCUGUAAAGAUGGUGAACGAUAGCGAAUGUGGGAUGUCGUGUACUGGCAAUGUGGGCGAGACGUGUGGUGGACCGGUUCGGAUCAAUGUGUACCAGGGCCCCACUGAUCUUCCGAUAACAAGCCGGGGCGACGAUAUCACUUUCAAAUAUAUCGGCUGCUACCCCGAUGCUGUGGAGAGCCGCCUCCUCCCCGCUGAGCCGCUGGCGGGACUAACACUGACGGUCGGCACGUGUAUUGAUGCGUGCAGGAGUGCUGGGUUCUCGUCAAAUGAGAGAUCGACUGCUUAUGCGGGUGUGGAGUAUAGCCAGGGUGAGUGGCUUCUUCCUGUUUUGCCAACUUACUUCCAGUUGCUUUCCGCGUCAGAGCCUCUUUUCUCUCACCGGCACUCAUUGCAUCUAGUCUUAUGGCAAGCGCGCUCUGCUACUACAUUUGAAUCAGUCCUUAGCCAUCCAUCUCGUAUAAAUAAAUGUGCGCAUAGUUAACAAGGUUGCCAGAAUGCUUCUGCGGCCGCGACACUGUCUUGCCCGCUCCUGCCGCCGGGACCGCGCCGCAUCUCACGGGGUGCGACAUGUCAUGCAAGGGCAAUGGCACAGAGAUCUGCGGUG
Molecule: messenger RNA, 915 nt
Organism: Paraphaeosphaeria sporulosa
Lineage: Eukaryota; Fungi; Ascomycota; Dothideomycetes; Pleosporales; Didymosphaeriaceae
Exons: 2
Coding region: 319-792 (157 amino acids)
Source: RefSeq, a predicted model, not a curated record